Odontomachus brunneus is the source of this 1527-nucleotide messenger RNA. RefSeq lists its product as uncharacterized. NCBI's taxonomy places the organism in Eukaryota, Metazoa, Arthropoda, Insecta, Hymenoptera, Formicidae. The record is from RefSeq and is a predicted model, not a curated record. The transcript has 3 exons. The coding region runs from base 1138 to 1407 and encodes 89 amino acids.
AUAUGUUUUAUCUUUCAGUGUACAUGCCAUUUAUCAUAUUUUAGACAAAGAAAAUUUACUUUCUACCGAAUUUGCUAUUUUCUGCGUUAAAAAAAUUACACGAUUUUGCUUUUAAGAGAAACGGUUAAAACAACAUAUGGGGAAACUGAGAUGAAAAAGAGUGACGUACUUCCUUAGAACAUUUGCAAUGAGAGAGCAACUACCCGAAUACGAUUGAUUUAUAUCGAGUGUAGCGAGAGACCAGAAAGGACGCUUUAAACAUUUCUCGCGUCACGAACAAUUCCUUCCGUCAAAGAUCCCUACACAUUGCGUAGGAAUGGGUGGAAGGACGAUAGAAGGAAAGAAGGGUAGGAGGACAGCGGUACUUCGUGAGGAUGCGCACCACGAUGAGCCGCUCUCUAUCACAGUUCGCACGCGACUCUCGCGUUGCAAGCAACGAAAUACUGCGAGACUCUCCUUUUCUCCGUUGCGUUUAUCGUUAAGCAACAAUCGGCGAUUCGCGGUGAUACAUCAACGACAUGAUGGGCGCAACUCUACUGACGGGAUAACUUAUAGAACUUAAUUGUUGUGCAAACAUCAAACCGCGCAAGUUUAAUACACCGGAGUUUCUAAACUUCGUUCCAAAUUGGAAAGUUAUGUCAUUUCACUUUGCAAUUAGUGCGCGCGAAGAUCGUGAAGGGAAAGACUCGAGGAGAGACUUGCCUAAGUGUCGCAAUUAACAAGGACGUUGAGUGAUCGCGGCAAGAAGCGUCCAAGUAAAUUAAAUGAAGUUCGUGAGAAUCUGAGAGACACUCCUUUCUGAUACUACAUCGAGUUCCUCUCCUCUCUCAUGAAUCUACUCCGUGAAUGGGUUAUUUCGACAUGAAGACAGCUUCAAAAAGUGGCAUUAAAAUGGAAUUGAUUGCCGCGCCGACGGAUUGAUGUGGGCUUAACACGACGCUUUGAGAUGUCGGACAACAGAAAUACGACGGCAUUCAAUUUGCCAGAGUGAACGAGAGCAAGGCGAAGCUUGAUGACGCGCGCGAAUCGGACAUUCCGCGUCCAUGAGUCGUACUGAAAGGGGAUGAAGAAAAACGGAAGCCCUCCGAUAUCACUGUAGCACGUAGUAUCCGCCCAGCGUUGGAGCAGCGUGAUAAGAUGGACGACGUAAUUUCCAUUAUGCUGGUCGUCAUUCUCGCGAUCGGCGGUUUGAUGAUGAUAACCGCGCUGCUGACCUGCUACGUGUGCAUUUUCCGGGAUUUGUGCUGCCGGCCAGAGGACAGGUUCAAACGACGGCGUCAGCAGAAUCAACAACGGGAGUACGACAAUCCUAAUCAAGGAAAAUCAGACGCGAUACCGUUGAACGACCUCACGCAAGGAGAGAGUAUGCCGACGGAAUCUGAGAAGUGUAAAAUAAGAAUAAGUUGAAACAGAAUAGAGUAGAUGAAGAGGAUAUUCAGGAGAAGAAGAGAACUGGGAUAUUCCUAAUGGAAAUUGCCAAAAGAAAUAUCGAUCAUAACAUGGGAUACAACGUUGAAGAUAUAUAUG